Molecule: messenger RNA, 3070 nt
Organism: Hydractinia symbiolongicarpus
Lineage: Eukaryota; Metazoa; Cnidaria; Hydrozoa; Anthoathecata; Hydractiniidae
Exons: 20
Coding region: 24-2780 (918 amino acids)
Molecular function (GO): 2-oxoglutarate-dependent dioxygenase activity
Source: RefSeq, a predicted model, not a curated record
CCUGAGUUUAAGAAAAAAUAAAAAUGAAAUACUUGAUACUUGAUGUCACAUUUUUUGCAUCAGUGUUCAAGUAUGUGUUACUUAUUACAUUGGAAGAUGAUCCAAGUUUGUGGCCUGGUCAUAUGGAGCCAUUUGCAGCUAAGCAAAAGCAUGUCGAAGUUGAGGUUUUAAACGAAUGGCCCUCUCCCAUUGAUUUCUUUGAAAACUUUUUGGAUAAAAGUAGACCAGCUCUGUUUAAAGGUUUGGCAAAACGGUCACCUGCUUAUAAACUUUGGGAUGAUGAAUAUUUGGCUAAUCAUCCAGGUUCAGAUAAAGAGAUGGUUUACUGUGAACCUGAAAAGAAAGAAAAUAGAACAAAGGAGGGGAAAGAAGUUACAUUAAAGGAGUUUAUUAGUAUAUAUCAUAAUGAGUCAAUCUACAUGGUUAACGGUGUACCCCAGAAUGUACAGAAAGAUGUUUUAAUGCCACCACCUUUGCGGUGUGAAGAGACCAGAAAGUAUAUGCUUGAUGCUGUCACUUGGUUUAGUUCUGGAGGGACAAAAUCAGUUGUUCAUGCUGAUGACCUUGACAAUGUAAACUGUUUAUUUCGUGGAUCAAAAAAACUCAUUUUUGUGGAACCGAAGUAUAGAAAACAUAUACCCAUUGACACCAAUGCCGGGUAUUCAUCUCUGGAUGUGGAAAAAGUAGAUUUUACAAAAUAUCCAUCAUUGCGAGAAGUUGAACAGUAUGUUGUUGCUGAUAUGGUGGAGGGUGAUUGUUUGUUUAUUCCAUACAGAUGGAUACAUCAAGUGAAUUCAGUUGCUAAUGAGAAAGGACAAAAUGUGGCAGUAAACAUCUGGUUCAAGCAUACACGAAAUCAUCGCCCACAAAAGUGCGACAUUCCUGAGGAUGAAGCAACUAUAGAUAAAUACAAAUUUAAAGACUUGGAAAAAUUGAAAGCUCAAAAGAGCGAUAACAAAUUGGACCUAGAAGAGACUGUAAAAGAAGAGGAAGAAAACAUGGAUUCAUCUAGUUUGGCGGCCACAUAUGAAGGGUACCUUGAGUUGACGCAAAAGAAGCGUGCUAAUUUCAAGACAUUUUAUGCCAUUUUAAAAAAGGAUCCGAAUUUAAGUCCCAAAGACUUAACAGAAGUUGAUUUACCUGCAGCAUUUGAAAAGUUGGCAAAAGAGCUGUUUAACACUCUGGAUAUUACUCAAAAUGGAAUAGUCAAUGUGAAUGAUUUUGAUAUGGCUGAAGAAGAAGAAAACAGAGAUAGUUUUGAUGAAGCGUUGGACGAGCACCACUCUAAACUAAAGACAUUUUUAAAAGAAUUUUUUACUGGCAAAGAUGAAGAUAUGCAAGUACAAAUUUGGGUAAUCAUAUUUUUACUCUCCUGUGUUCAUAAUGGUGUAGGCAUUCCAAUUGAUGAUCCAAGUACAUGGCCUGGCCAUCUUGAACCAUUUGGAUCUAAGCAAAAAACUGUAGAUAUUGAAACUUUGUACUCCUGGCCAUCUCCAAAAGAAUUCUUCAAAGAAUAUGUGGAUAAAUGCAAACCAGCGCUUUUCAAAGGUGUUUACAAAAAUUCUAAGGGGACUCACACAUGGAAUGAAGAAUACUUAGGAGAUCAUGAAUUAUCGGAAAAGUCUGUUGUUUUUGUGGAACCAAACGUUAAAGAAAACAGAUCAGCGAAACCUUUUGAAAUGUUAUUCAAGGAGUUUAUUGAAGCAUAUCACAAGGAGCCCAUUAUAAUGUUUAGUGCUGUACCGAACCAUUUCAAAAAAGAUUUACUUCUUCCUUCACCGCUUAAAUGUAAUGAGACCACAAAACAUUUGGUAAAUGCGAAUUUAGUUUUUAGCCGUGGUGGUUCAAAGACUGUGGUUCAUAAUGAUGAUGUUGAGACCAUAUACUGUGCUUUACAAGGAACUGUCGAUGUUCUUUUAAUUGAGUAUACUAGAAACAAGAAUUAUGUUAUUGAUCAACCUCAAGGUGGCUAUUCCUCACUUGAUGUUGAUAGAAUUGAUUACACAAAAUAUCCUGAACUGCGUAAAGUUGAUCAAUACGUCAAAGCUCAUUUGCAGGAGGGUGAUUGUUUUUAUACACCAUACAGGUGGUAUAAGCAAAUAAAUGGUCACGCAAAUUACUACCAGCGAAAUAUUGCAUUAAAUGUUUGGUUUCGACAUCUGCAUGAUCAUGUUCCCACAGAUUGUUCUAUUGCAGACGAAGAUGCAACUUUAGAUAAAUUUCAUUACUCUGACGAGAAAGAGAUAGAAAAUCCUAUCGAGGAGAAGAAGAAGAGGAAGACGAAAAGUGAUGGCAGGAUGCACCAUGAAAAAUUUACAGGAGAUGAUGAAGAAGAAGAUGAAGGUGAUGAUAAAGAUACUGAUGAAGAAGCUGAAUUUGAUGGAUUAUUGGCUCACUUUCACAAAUACCUGGUUUUAUCAAAAGGAAAACACUUAUUGUUAUCAGAUUUUUCAAAAAUCCUUAAAAAGGAUGAAAAGUUAUCACAGCAAAGUCACAAAGGGUUGUCGUUUCCAGGGACAUUUGAUGUUCUUACAACUGAGCUAUUUCAGAGGUUAGAUAUUAAUAAUGACACAACACUUGGUAAUGAUGACUUUGAAAUUUUGCGAAGAAAUGAAAGCGUUGCAAGUAGAUUGCAUCAGUAUCUGGAGUAUCAAACUGCAAGAAUUGAAGAUUACAUUGAAGAUCUUGUAGAGGCAAAUCAUCAUGAUGAACCUAUGCAUUUAUUUGAGGAAAGAAUGAAAGAGAAAUUUCGUUCAGAAAGAAAAUUCGAUGAAUUAUAGGGAAAAAAAAGAAAUUUGAAUUUUUUAAUUUUAAAGAUUAUUUGUAACUAUUAUAUUUAUAUUGGCUUUUGUUUUUUUGUUUUUUAUACUUAACUGUGAUGGGUUGCUCGUAAACAAGUGACAUCUUCUUUAGUUGUGUUUUGUAUUUUUAUCAAAUAACAUAUUAUUAAAUGUGCUCUUCGAACAUGGUGAUAUAAAUAUAAAAGUGAAAGUGUUUUAAAAGAUGUGUAUAUUACAGUGUAUGUAAAAGUUUUGUUGUAAUUUUGUUUAAAUAGAAAAGUGAAACAAGA